AUGCCUAAACCUUCGGAUUCGAGUCCAUCACGAACACUGGCACGUCCAGCUUCUGUUGAGCAGCCUAUAAAGCCUUUAAUCCUUCUCUGCGAUGGCACUUGGUGUGGUCGCGAAGCAAACACGAAAACCAAUAUUUACAAGCUUGCCCAACUGAUCGGCAUCGAAGAUCCUAACGACACUGACCAGGAUAUUAUUCCUGGUAGAGUUUGUUACAUUCACGGCGUCGGCCUCGGAAGCACAUUUUUAGAUUAUAUCUUUGAUGGCAUCACUGCACAAGACAUCGCCACUCAGUGCAUUACAGCCUACAAGUUCAUCGUCUGGAACUACACGUACCCCGACCACGAGAUCUGGAUGUUCGGCCUCUCCCGGGGUGCAUACUUAGCGAGAAGUGUAGCUGGGAUGAUCAACAACUGUGGAAUUAUCAAGCCGGUGAGACACUCAAACGGUGAUAUCGACGAGCAGGCAACCGAUAUGCUAUGCAAACAAGUCUAUCUGAUUUACCGCUCACCCUAUCGUAUCAAUAAACCACACUCUCCCCAGUCAAAACGGUUUAGGAGGACCAAAAGCUGGCCCCUCGUCGGCGAUGAAAACCCAGACGACCCGACGGCCCCAAGGUUGACAUCACCUAUAAAAUUUAUGGGCCUCUUUGAUACAGUCGGCAGCCUGGGAUUGCCAAACUUUUCUGGAGGUGUUGGUCUAGAUUGGCCAGCGUUUUAUGAUCAAAACAUUUCCACCGCGGUCGAAAAUGUUUACCAUGCUGUAUCCCUUCACGACAGGCUAUAUGUGUUCCAACCCUGUCUGGUGAGCCGGAACAAGGAGAUGCACAUUGGCGCCUGGGAUAAGCUUGGUGUUACCAAGCAAGAGUGGCUCCCUGGGAUGCAUUACGACCUUGGUCGGCAGCGGUUCAGAUUUCUGCGAGAAAUCGGUGGCGGCAAGUUAGAAAAAUUCCUUGCGAGGUGGAAAUUCGCCAGCAAAGUUAUUGAGCCGAACAAGGUGCUUUCAAAUUUUGCUUUGCGAUGGAUGCUCAUAGCAAUUCGCGAGCACAAUCCCCCUGGACAUGACCAAAUAAUACGGGACAUUGACCAGCAUAUCGCGCGAGUUACAGAGAAGAUUAGGGCUCCAGGUAGGAGUCCCCGACGUAUGGGUGACGGGGACGUUUAUGGCCACAUACUUGACUAUGCGCCCUUCGGGUCAAUAUUUCUGAAUCUUUAUAGGGCAAUUAAUGGGACAAGAGGACGGGUUUCUCAGCUAUAUCAGCUUUUCUUUGCGCUGCGAGAUCGUCUUAUCCCCGAGGACAACGCUAACAUCUAUGAUUUUCAAAAUAUCGAUGUACAGAUUUCGGAAAACGAGACGCUCCAAGAAUUAGGAGAUGUCAAUGAAAGGAGAUAUCCAUCGAGGGCAUAUCAGGGCUGGAUAUUGCGUCGGAAUGUGUAG
Penicillium subrubescens is the source of this 1434-nucleotide messenger RNA. Its product is annotated as T6SS phospholipase effector Tle1-like catalytic domain-containing protein. NCBI's taxonomy places the organism in Eukaryota, Fungi, Ascomycota, Eurotiomycetes, Eurotiales, Aspergillaceae. The transcript has 2 exons. The record is from RefSeq and is a predicted model, not a curated record. Bases 1 to 1434 code for a protein of 477 amino acids.